Diprion similis is the source of this 7762-nucleotide messenger RNA. RefSeq names its product sodium channel protein 60E-like. The transcript has 21 exons. Bases 197 to 7522 code for a protein of 2441 amino acids. Gene Ontology annotation, biological process: neuronal action potential; membrane depolarization during action potential; sodium ion transmembrane transport. Gene Ontology annotation, molecular function: voltage-gated sodium channel activity. Lineage: Eukaryota; Metazoa; Arthropoda; Insecta; Hymenoptera; Diprionidae. Gene Ontology annotation, cellular component: voltage-gated sodium channel complex; plasma membrane. The record is from RefSeq and is a predicted model, not a curated record.
AUAAGAAGAAAAAUAAUCCCAGGAUAAGCAACGUUUCGCAGCGGCUGAACGGCCGGCGCUCGGAGGGUGUGAAAAAUUUUCGGUCAAUAAACGCCGCCGAAGGGGGUCACGGGGCGCACGUAAACGUGCAUAAAUAAAAUAUGUACGCAGGCAGCGGUGCCGAGACGGGUAAACGGGAGAUGACAAUCGCGACCGAAUGACAUCUAGACAGGGUGGGGGCAGCCAUGUGGGCUGCGGGGGCGGCGAUCGGGCCCCGAGUUCGCCCAGCAGCGGCUCGGAGGAGAACGGAUUCGUCCACCGGCCGCGGGUCGCCGGGCUCUACGCGAACUUGAGCAGAGAGGAGCUGGACCGAGUCUCCGAGGAGGGGAUAUACGGGCCGAACGGGGACCCAAACGAGCGGCGAGAGGCCUCGGGGAGCCAACGCAGCCUGAACCUCCCCUCGAUUGGAACUGGGGGCCACCCCCGGCCCCAAAGGAUAUCGCGGACCCCGCAGCCGCCGCGAAGAUCGGCUGGGGGGGGAGGCAGGCGUUCGGAAAAACCGCGGAGAUCGUCGCCCGGGGGCCCAGGACGUGCGGGGCCUUCUGAGGGAGGGGCCUCACUGACCUCGCUGACGUCACCAAGGCCGCACCGCGCGGAAACGGGGUCCGCGUCCCAUCGCCCGACGGAUUUCGGCUCCGCGGAUAGCGUCGCGCACCAGUUUUACCGGCAGAGCGCAGCUGGGACCGCGCGAGAGUCACCCCCUUCCUACGGGGGCCUCAGUCCCCGCGAUCACGAGAUCGGCGACACGCUAUCGCCGUUGUUUCCGAGGUGCAGCGCACGGCCCUAUGCCACUGCGAUCGGUGCUCCGUACCCCGAGGAUUUGGGGCCCCGUUUUGCCGCCUACGAUCCCAGGGAGACGGGGCCCGCCGAAAGGGACGAGCGCUUUCUCAGCCCUCCGGAAACCGCGCCGUCUUGCGGAAACGGCGAGAAGAACGUCGCCGAGGGUACGUCGUCGGCAGAGGAAACCUCGCCCCGGAGGAAAUUGGAUCCGAAACCGCAGGACGGAACCCGGUUGCGACCCCCUCUCGCCGGCAUCGCCGGGACCUCGGCAGAUUCGGGAACCGGGGAUUCGGGGAGCGCGGAGAUCCAGACUGAGGUUGUCGGAUCGCCUGCACAGCCGGUAACAAGUUUGUCGGACAAUUUGAGUGCGCGAAAUGUCAACGCGGAGAAAAAGUCACCCUGCGGUGGUAACAGCAAGGGCACCGGAAAUGCCGGGAAACAGACUGUCAAACCGUUUACAAAGGAGAGUUUGGACCGGUUGGAAAAUCGGACUGUUCAACUUGUUCGCGAGUACGGAUUUCAGCCACGCAGGAAAACGUCCGUUGAAGAUGGCGCUGUGCUUCCACACAAGUUCGAACCCUUUCCAGCCGAUCUCUACGGUCGACCCUUGGAGGAAAUUGACAAUUUCAUUUACGACGAGACCUUCUGCGUGGUGUCGAAAAGGUUUCGCAAGAAUUACAUUCACAGGUUCACGGCGACGAACAGUUGGUUCUUCUUCUCGCCUUGGAAUUCUGUGAGACGGUGUUGUAUCUUCCUGAGUACGAACCAGUACUUCGACUACUUUGUCAUGACCACAAUUCUACUAAACUGCUGGUUCCUGGCCAAGACUGAAACCGUCGAAGAAGCCGAGUAUAUCUUCUUGGCGAUUUAUACGGCGGAAAUGGUGAUAAAAUCUAUCGCCAAGGGGUUCAUAUUGAACAAAUAUACCUACCUGAGGAAUCCUUGGAACUGGCUGGAUUUUUUAGUGAUAACCAGCGGCUACGCGACGAUCGGUAUGGAGGUGGGGAACCUGGCGGGAUUGAGGACCUUCAGGGUGCUCAGGGCGUUGAAGACGGUCUCCAUAAUGCCUGGUUUGAAGACAAUCAUAAACGCGCUGCUGCACAGCUUCAAGCAGCUGGCGGAGGUCAUGACGUUGACGAUAUUUUGUUUAAUGGUCUUCGCCCUUUUUGCCCUCCAAGUUUACAUGGGCGAAUUGAGAAACAAGUGCGUCAGGCAGCAGGAUCCGAACGAUACCCAAGUGGACUGGUACGAGUGGAACUGGAACUCGUCCAAUUGGGCCUUCAAUGAAGCCGAAGAGCCCAUCAUUUGCGGCAACGUAACUGGCGCCAGACACUGCAACGAGAGCUACACGUGCCUGUGCGUCGGCCCAAAUCCUAAUCAUGGAUACACGAAUUUUGACAACUUUCUGUGGUCGAUGCUCACCACCUUUCAACUGAUAACUCUCGACUACUGGGAGGAUGUCUAUAACAAGGUAUUGUCGGCGUGCGGACCUAUCAGCGUCUCGUUCUUCACGGUGGUCGUGUUCUUCGGUUCGUUUUACCUCAUCAACCUGAUGCUUGCCGUCGUGGCGUUGAGCUACGAAGAGGAGGCCGAAAUCACGAACGAGGAACGGAGAAAGGAUCUUACCGACCACCGUGAGGACUCGACGUUUAGUUUCGACCCGACAAAGAUCAACAUCAAGACCCUCACGAAGGAUAAACAGAAGAAAAUUGACGCACGAAAAGGUGUUCUGUUGAGCAGCUACACGAGGAAGAAAACGCGGAGAAGAAAACGCGGCCGGAGUUCAGCUGGUCAGGAAAAAAACGGCGGCACCCGUAGCAGGUCAGUGACACCGAGCCCGAGUCCGAGUCCUCGGCACUCGAGUGUUCGUCCGUCUCAUCUCCCGCUGCAGGUCGUCGCCGCGUCGCGAGCCGUGGACCCUGGAAUAGUCCAUCGGCUCGCGCCGCAUCGAGGAAUGUUGCAUUCGCGACAAGCGAGCAGCAACAGCAACCAGCAGUCGUCGCUGGACGACUCCGGGGUCGUCGACGACCACGAGGGCGAUCACGACGGCGACGACGUCACUUCCGCCGAGGAACACGAGCGCAGGGAGCAUCGGGGUGACCGGCAGGAACGCCUCGCCCUCGAACAUCGUCGCCUGGAGGUCAACGAGAAGCAGGAGAGGCCGACGUCGGCUGCUCCUCCCGUCACCGUCGCCGUCAGAACGACGAACCGGGAAAUUCGGGUUCUAAAGUGCAACGGGAUCAAAACGAAGAAACACAACAUGUACACUCUGCCCCCGGAUUACUUGUCGCAUAUCGUAGUUUUAGAUGAUCUUCCAGAUAGAAAUUGCGACAAGUGUAUCCAGUGCUGUGUCGACUACGACGGAUGGCUCAGGUUUCAGAAUUGCCUUUAUAAGGUGGUGAGAGACCCGCUGUUUGAGCUGACCAUCACGUUGUGCAUCGUUUUGAACACCGGAUUCCUAGCAAUGGAGCACCACGGCAUGAGCGAGAGCAUCCGGCAGGCGUUGAACAUCGGCAACAAGGUGUUUACCAGCAUAUUCACGUUCGAGUGUUUCCUCAAGCUGCUUGCUCUCAGCAAGGAUUUCUUCAGCAACGGUUGGAACAUAUUCGACCUGAUAAUCGUCUCGGCCUCUUUAAUCGAUCUGACCUUCGAGCUAGUCGACGGACUCUCUGUGAUAAGGGGACUCCGGUUGCUGAGAGUACUCAAGCUCGCGCAGUCUUGGACGACGAUGAAAGUGCUUUUGAGUAUCAUCAUAUCUAGCAUCGAAGCCUUGGGUAACCUGACCUUAGUGCUCGUCAUCGUGAUAUACAUAUUCGCGGUGAUCGGCAUGCAGCUCUUCAGCAAGGACUACACCCUGGACAAGUUUUACCCCGACCCAGUGCCGCGGUGGAAUUUCAACGACUUUUUUCACUCGUUCAUGAUGAUAUUCAGGAUACUGUGCGGGGAGUGGAUCGAACCCCUCUGGGACUGCAUGAGGGCGGAAAAGGACGAGGGAUCCGAAAUCUGCUUCGCGAUAUUCCUCCCGGCGUUAGUGAUGGGCAAUUUCAUGGUCCUCAAUCUCUUCUUAGCGUUGUUGCUCAACAGUUUUAACUCCGAGGAGCUGAAGCAGAAGAAACAAGAAGUCGGGGAGGACUCGAAACUCGCCAGGUCGUUUGAUCGCAUAAGAUCAAUCGUUAGGAAGAAGAAAUACCGCAGAGAGAAUUCCGAGAAUGAAAAGAAUACCAGACUCGAGCAAAUCGUUCGGGAGGUAAUGGAUAAAUCUGACAAGGAAAAGUACGCGAUACAGGAGACGGUGCUCAGCCUGCCAAAGGAAAACAUCUACAACCGAUCCUACCAGGAAAGCCUUAACCAGCCGGUAUUCACCUACGACCCCCUCUACCGUCAAGCAACGGUAACGACCUACAGUCAGAGCAGCCAGGAGACCGUCAGAGAGAAUAAAAAAAUUGAAGAAACAGCGAAUCCCGAGGAAAGCAUCGAGCUCGAAGUCCUGAAGGACUCGACUAAACCUGACGAGGAAGUCGCCAUGCUGCCCGAGAAGGAACCCAUCAGAAUGGACGAUCCACCGGAGAAAAGGCCCUGGCACGCUCUCGUCAGCUACGUUGACGAAUUGACGGUCGGGGGAAGGAGGGACAGCAAGGGAAGGUACAUCGACGGAAUGGGAUCCUUUCCCGGCUUUGGAAGAAACAAACAGCCAAAAACACCGCAGGAUUGUUUUCCCCAGCACUGUUAUCAGAAAUGUUCCUGUAUCGAUCGUUGCAUCGCGACGGACCUUGGCAGAAAAUGGGUCAAAGUUCGUACCGCAGUUUUGUCGGUGGUCGACACUCCGGCGUUCGAAUGGAUGGUCCUAGUUCUCAUAUUCGCAUCUUCCAUAACGCUCUGCUUCGAGGAUAUAUACCUUGACGAUAAUCCCUUUUUGAAAAAGAUACUUUACUGGACAAAUUUGGGAUUCUGCGCUCUGUUCAGUAUAGAGAUGCUCCUGAAGUGGCUCGCCCUUGGAUUUUGUAAAUACUUCACAAGCUUCUGGACAAUAUUGGAUUUCAUCAUCGUUUUCGUGUCCAUCUUUAGCCUUUUGAUAGAGGAGAAUGAGAAUCUGAAAGUGCUGCGCUCGCUGAGGACUCUCAGGGCACUCAGGCCGCUGAGAGCAAUCUCAAGAUGGCAAGGCAUGAGGAUCGUAGUGAACGCGUUGAUGUACGCCAUACCUAGUAUUUUCAACGUGCUCCUCGUCUGUCUCGUGUUCUGGCUCAUUUUCUCCAUAAUGGGGGUGCAAUUUUUCGGCGGUAAAUUCUUCAAGUGCAUCGACGAUAACGGAGAACUGCUGCAGAAUUUAUCGUUAGUAAAUACGAAACAAGACUGCCUCAAUCUUAACUAUUCAUGGGAGAAUAGUAAGAUCACAUUCGACCACGUGGGAAUCGCCUACUUGGCUCUCUUUCAAGUCGCGACCUUCGAAGGGUGGAUGGAAGUUAUGGAAGACGCGGUUGACGCCCGAGGCGUCGAUCUCCAGCCUCAGAGGGAGGCCAAUUUGUGGGCGUAUAUUUAUUUUGUCAUUUUUAUCGUAUGCGGUUCGUUCUUCACGCUCAAUCUGUUCAUCGGAGUUAUUAUAGACAACUUCAACAUGCUCAAAAAGAAGUACGAAGGUGGAGUGCUAGAAAUGUUUCUGACCGAGAGUCAGAAGCACUACUACACUGCCAUGAAAAAGCUCGGCCGCAAAAAGCCGCAGAAAGUGAUUAAGCGACCGAUGAAUCAAUUUCUCGCCAUGUUCUACGACCUGUCCAACUCUAGAAGAUUUGAAAUAGCAAUUUUCGUACUGAUAUUUCUGAAUAUGCUGACGAUGGGAAUCGAGCACUACAGCCAACCGCACGCCGUCUUUUUCGUCCUCGAAGUAUCGAACGCAUUUUUCACAACAGUCUUCGGGCUCGAAGCUAUCGUUAAGAUAAUCGGGCUUCGAUAUCAUUAUUUCACGGUACCCUGGAAUUUGUUUGACUUUUUGUUAGUGUUGGCCUCGAUUCUCGGCAUUCUAAUGGAAGAUAUCAUGAUGGACUUUCCCGUGUCCCCGACGCUCCUGCGAGUCGUGAGGGUGUUCAGAAUCGGAAGGAUCUUAAGGCUCAUUAAAGCUGCCAAGGGAAUAAGAAAGCUACUUUUCGCGUUGGUCGUCAGUUUGCCGGCGUUGUUCAACAUCGGCGCCCUUCUGGCCCUGAUCACGUUCAUAUACGCGAUCAUCGGCAUGUCCGUUUUCGGUCACGUAAGGAAACAGGGCGCUCUUGAUGACAUGGUAAAUUUCGAGACUUUUGGACGAAGCAUGCAGCUGCUGUUUCGACUGAUGACUUCGGCUGGAUGGAAUGACGUCCUCGAGUCUCUGAUGGUCCAACCACCAGACUGCGAUCCAACGCCUAAUAGCCGGCAGUCAAACGGCGACUGCGGUUAUCCCCUCCUGGCGAUAACGUAUUUCACCUCGUUCAUCAUCAUUAGUUACAUGAUCGUGAUAAACAUGUACAUCGCGAUAAUACUUGAGAAUUUCAAUCAAGCGCAUCAGGAGGAGGAAAUCGGGAUAGUCGAGGAUGACUUGGAGAUGUUUUACAUCAGGUGGUCAAAGUACGACCCUCACGCGACCCAGUUCAUCCGGUUCUCGCAGCUGAGCGAUUUUAUCGCGAGUCUUGACCCGCCGCUGGGAAUAUCAAAGCCCAACGUUGUUGCGUUGGUAAGCUUUAAUCUUCCCAUUGCGAAGGGUAACAAGAUCCAUUGUCUGGACAUCCUACAUGCUCUCGUCAAGCACGUUCUUGGACACGUUGAGGAAUCUGAGGAUUUCAGAAAACUACAGGAGCAGAUGGACGUCAAGUUCAAAAAACAGUUCCCGACGAGAAAGGAACUCGAGAUUGUGUCUUCCACCAGGAUUUGGAAGCGCCAAGACAAGGCGGCCAGGCUGAUACAGAACACAUUCCGGGAAUACGUUAGGAUGAAGAAGGAGCGAGAGCGCAUCGCCCACGAGGUCGACUCGCAGACCCAAACCUCGAGUCCGGGUGGCGGAGGCAGCGAAGGUAGGGGCGGGGGUGGAUGGGGUGGGAAGCUGUCGGCCCUGCUGCACGUGCACCGGGGCAGCCGGGCCAGCAGCCGCAAGUCCUCUCGGGCCAGCGACGCCAGCGAUCUCAGCGAACUCGGGACCGCCUCUGCCUGGUUAUUCCCGAACUUACCGCUGCUGCUACUCUCCGGCGCCGCCGGAACCCACGACGACCUGCAGCCCCCUGCCCUGACCGUGUCCCGCCCCUCGCCCACCACCGAGCAGCCCUCGGCAGCCUCCAGCUCGGGAUCCGACUCCCACGUCACCGUCAGAUCGUCAGGCGCGACGUUAGGGCGUCAGGACGCCGUCGAGUCCUACGCCGACGAAGAUGUCCUGAGUCCGCCGACGUCGAAACGCGGCUCCUUACGUCCAAGUGGAACGGCUCUUUCCUUGAACAUGCUUCAGCGGGACAUCAAGGAGGCGUUCAACAGGCGCUGCGGGAGCCUGAGGCGACGUCCGGUUCCGGAACCGGUUCCGCUCCCGAUCGCCGACGGAAGUGACGUGAGCAUCCUGGUGACCGAACCCAGCCCGGAAAGCACCGCCCCGCCGAGUAGGCCACCUCUUCUUCGUCAGCAGUCCGAGGCGACGGUCGUCCACGUCCUGGUCCACAGAGAGAGCGAGGAGUAUCACGUUUCCGGUGACGAUAGCUGAUCCCUGCAUAAUGCGGAAGACGCGGUCACCCGCCCGGAUUCUGAAGAGGAAAUUUAUCAAGACUUGAAUCGUUGAUAGAGUUAUAUUAUAUAUAGGCGAUCGGUUUUUCUCAAAUUUCUAGCUUACAGUUGACUUUCAACAUCUUAGAGAAGAACAAGAAGAUAGAAAGAAAUUGUCGUAUACACGCUGUGCAAUGCGAUAGUCUCUUGAAACGAAUUUCGUUUUUGUAUGGGGCAUGUU